GACGGACGUAUUUGUCUGUACCUCAAAAGCACGUAUCACAAGGUUUGACAGGCGUUAUAAUAAUGUUUGUUUAUUUAAUGAGUGCUCAGUGAUUAUUUAUUGAAGGCAGUGAGUGACUUGUGAUGGACCAGUGUGGAUUUUACUGAAGAGGAUGUUUGUUUUAUACGUAAUAUUCAGCUUGCUACUAAUAAAAGAAUCUUUAUUACUAAGAAUAGUGCAGGUAACGGUCCCUUCCUACCGAAUAAGAGGCCAACCAGCACAGUUGGAAUGCGACUACGAGUUAGGCGGCGAUACGCUCUACUCAGUGAAAUGGUACAGAGAUAACGAAGAGUUUUAUCGGUACAUGCCGAAAUACGACCCUCCUAAACACUCUUACAAACUUGAAGGUGUAAAAGUCGAGCUGUCAAAAUCAGAUGACAGAAGAGUGAUGCUGCACCCGGUUACAUUAAAAUCUUCAGGUCAAUACCGGUGUGAGGUAUCCGCAGAGGCACCUAGUUUUGCUUCAGCAGCUGGCGAAGGCAAAAUGGAAGUAAUUUAUCUACCACGGGAAGGACCUAGAAUAACAGGCAACGAGCAAGAGAAUAGACGGGGAGAUUCUUUAUUUCUUAACUGUACUUCCGGACGGUCGUAUCCCGCAGCCAUUUUAAGUUGGGACAUUGAUGGUGAGAAGGUCAUUGACUCAGAACUGCUAGUGGAGUAUCCACCAAUGCAGCACUCACACGGACUUCUCUCAUCAGCUCUUGGCCUUAGAGUGCCAUCUGGUCGUACAAUGCAAGUGCGUUGUACUGCGAGAGUCGCUCCCGCAUGGCGAGAGGGAAGUGAAGCUAUUGUAGGCAACAGUCAGCUUGCAGACAGCAAAGAAGCUAUGUUAUUAGUGCGGAGCUCGAGCGCGGUGCCCAAAAUAGGUAUAAUGUUAUUAACACUUUCACUCCUCCAACAUUUUCACUCGUUAACGCCAACAAUUACGUGAUAAUUAACUAUUUAUUGGUUAAUUAUUUUUCAAAAUAGAAAUUUUAUUUUCUCUUCUCGUACAUACAAAGAAAUUUUGCAAAACAGUUUUUGUUUGUCAUAUGCCAUGUACUUUUAAAUUCUCUUGUCAUAUGGGGGACUAUUUUAUAAGAUAUUGGACAAGUUACACUGAAUGGACUUUGCAUUCAUACGGUUACUAUUACUUUAAAAUUUAAGGCUAAAGAAGUAUUUUCAUAUUAUUUGAGUAGCCCUAAUUGAUAAUUAGGCGGUUUUUUAUAUGCGUGAUCACAAUUUAGUCUAUUAAUAAAAUAUAUAAAUUAUUGAAUAUUACUUUUAGACUAGGUUGUGAUUUGGUGGUCAAGAAUAGGCAUAUCAACCGUAAUUAAUUUUAAAAUUAUUUUAAUUAAAAAAUUUAAAUUACAUAUCAUUCACAUACAGUUACAUGAUAAAUUAGAUUAGGACAGUUUGGAGAUGUUUCAAAUGUUACGUACGGAACCCGAUCGGAUGUCCCCGUCAUGACAAGCAGAGAGCACCAUGGGAUCUGCAUUAACUUGAGCGCUAUAUAACUUGCAGUAAUAACGAUAAAAUUGCAUUAAGCAAGAAAAAGAUGGUAUGACGGAAUGAGGUGUGGAGCGGGGCUGGGCAGGUUGUAACCAAUUUUCUAUAAAUCGGGUUAAUGAAGGCAAGAGGGAAAACAUUGGUUUCAAUACCACUCUAACCCCCUUCACGUCACACUUUGUUGGACCAACCUUGAAGAAUCCGUCAAACCG
Molecule: messenger RNA, 1739 nt
Organism: Pararge aegeria (speckled wood butterfly)
Lineage: Eukaryota; Metazoa; Arthropoda; Insecta; Lepidoptera; Nymphalidae
Product: junctional adhesion molecule 2A-like
Exons: 6
Coding region: 152-970 (272 amino acids)
Source: RefSeq, a predicted model, not a curated record